Molecule: messenger RNA, 459 nt
Organism: Cantharellus anzutake
Lineage: Eukaryota; Fungi; Basidiomycota; Agaricomycetes; Cantharellales; Hydnaceae
Product: thioredoxin-like protein
Exons: 4
Coding region: 1-459 (152 amino acids)
Cellular component (GO): cytoplasm
Molecular function (GO): oxidoreductase activity, acting on a sulfur group of donors, disulfide as acceptor
Source: RefSeq, a predicted model, not a curated record
AUGUCGAGAAUAAUUUUGACAAGGGUCUUCCCCUCAGGUAGUGCCAAUAAAACGCCUCUUUUGGCGAGAUCUUCGACAAUGAUUGCUCGGAGGUUCCACGUUUCCUAUCGAAGACAAGAGCAUUUCCUGAAUGUCUCGGCCAAAGUGCGCGGGUUUUUCUCACGUGUUAAAAAAGGAGGGAAGAAGCUAGUUCUAGUUGAUUUCUACGCGGAUUGGUGUCAGCCGUGCAAGGUCUUAUCACCUAUAUUAGAAAAAUUUACAGAAGAUCCAAGCCUAGUGGGAGGAGUGGAAGCCGAUCUUGUCACCGUUGAUGUCGAUGCGAAUGUAGACUUGGCAAUGGAAUAUGAGGCAUCAAUGCCGACCGUCAUUGCCUUCCAAUCUGGAAAGCCUGUGGGGCAAUUCGUUGGUGCCUUACCACCUCACCAAGUGAAAGCUUUCAUCCAGCGACCAGGGACAUAG